Molecule: messenger RNA, 2213 nt
Organism: Morus notabilis
Lineage: Eukaryota; Viridiplantae; Streptophyta; Magnoliopsida; Rosales; Moraceae
Product: probable methyltransferase PMT16
Exons: 6
Coding region: 82-1977 (631 amino acids)
Cellular component (GO): endosome; cytoplasm; trans-Golgi network
Molecular function (GO): methyltransferase activity
Source: RefSeq, a predicted model, not a curated record
UCCUUUAAUCUCACUUCCUCAAACCUUUCAACCCAUAAAUUCAAAGAGAACCACCAAAAAAAAAUACAAAACACCAUAACCAUGGCCACCAAUAAAUCAUCAAAGGCCACCACAACCACGUCCUUCUUCUCCCCAUGGAAACUCGCCAACAUCUACACCCUUCCACUCAUUCUCUUCCUCUGCAUCUCCUCCUACUUCAUCGGCCUCUGGCAACACGGCGGCGGUGCCACAUCCGCCGCCAUCUCCGCCACACCCGUCCUCCUCGCCUCCCCAUGCAAAAACGACGUCGUAGCGUCAACACCACCUCAAGAACUCGAUUUCUUGAUACACCACUCGCUCAACUACUCGUCGCCGGCGUCUCCACUGACCGCGGCGUACCCGCGGUGCGAGGCGAGGUACAGCGAGUACACGCCGUGCGAGGACGCGAAGAGGUCGCUGAAGUUCAGCCGAGCAAGGCUGGUGUAUAGGGAGAGGCACUGCCCGGAAAAGUCGGAGCUCCUCAAGUGCCGCGUGCCGGCGCCGCACGGGUACCGCAACCCGUUCCCGUGGCCGAGGAGCAGGGAUCUGGUGUGGUACGCGAAUGUGCCGCACAAGGAACUGACGGUGGAGAAGGCGGUGCAGAACUGGAUCAGGUACGAGGGGGACCGGUUCAGGUUUCCCGGAGGUGGGACCAUGUUUCCGAACGGUGCCGAUGCGUAUAUUGAUGAUAUUGGGAGGUUGAUCAAUCUCAGGGACGGCUCUAUUCGAACCUCCAUUGAUACGGGCUGUGGGGUUGCAAGUUGGGGAGCUUAUCUUUUGUCGCGAAACAUCCUAACGAUGUCGUUUGCUCCUAGAGACACUCAUGAGGCUCAAGUCCAAUUCGCUCUUGAGAGAGGAGUGCCUGCCUUAAUAGGAGUCCUUGCAUCAAAGCGACUUCCUUAUCCUUCUAGAGCUUUCGACAUGGCCCAUUGCUCUCGCUGUCUCAUUCCUUGGGGCCAAUUUGAUGGUAUUUAUUUGAUUGAAGUUGACCGAGUUCUACGACCAGGUGGGUACUGGAUUCUUUCGGGCCCACCAAUCAAUUGGAAGAAACAUUGGAAGGGGUGGCAGAGAACAAAGCAGGAUUUGAAGGAUGAGCAGAGUAUUAUUGAGGAAGUUGCCAAGAGCCUUUGCUGGAAAAAGCUGGUGGAGAAGGAUGACAUUGCCAUUUGGCAAAAACCCAUUAACCAUGGAAGUUGCAAAGUCCAACAUAGCGGAGGCCAAAAUCCUCCAUUCUGCUCUGCUGAUCACGACCCCGAUAGAGCUUGGUAUACCAAAAUGGAGAUUUGUUUGACCCCGUUGCCGGAUGUCUCCAACAAUGAAGGAAAUGCUGGCGGAGAAUUAUCGAAAUGGCCAAAGAGACUAAAUUCAGUUCCUCCAAGGAUCAGCAAAGGAACAGUGAAAGGUGUUACUGCUGAGAUUUUCCAACAAGAUUCAGUACUGUGGAAGAAAAGGUUGUCACAUUAUAAGUUAGUGAACAACAUGCUCAGGCGAGCUGGAAGAUACCGGAACAUUCUAGACAUGAAUGCAUACUUGGGAGGAUUUGCUGCUGCACUGGUUGACCUUCCUGUUUGGGUGAUGAAUGUGGUUCCUGUGGACGUUAAGGUUGACACGCUUGGAGUUAUUUAUGAACGGGGUCUAAUUGGAACAUAUCAGAAUUGGUGUGAAGCAAUGUCUACUUAUCCCAGAACUUAUGAUCUCAUUCACGCUGAUUCAGUGUUUAGUCUUUACAUGGAUAGAUGUGAAAUGGAAGACAUAUUGCUAGAAAUGGAUAGGAUUUUGAGGCCAGAGGGGAGUGUAAUUUUCAGAGAUGAUGUGGAUGUGCUGGUGAAGAUUAAAAGGAUAAUUGAUGCAAUGGAAUGGGAAAGUAAAAUUGUUGACCAUGAAGAUGGGCCUCUUGAGAGGGAGAAGCUUUUAUUAGCUGUCAAGAAAUAUUGGACAGCUCCUGCUAUAUCUGAUUAACAAAUAGCCAAAACUACAUAGGAAAAAGGAGGGGGGAAAAGAAAGAAAAGAAACUCUUUUUUUUUUUUUUUUUGGUCCCUAAAAUUUGUGUUUAUGUUGUUUGUCAUUUUCCUUGGGCUGAAUUUUCUUUUGUCAUUUUGAUAUACUUUAUGAUUCUUUUCUGUUAUUAGUAUCAUCUUCUUGUUCAUUAUUCAUGCAUAUUCAUAUACCAAGAUAUGCAAUUAAUUAAUGAAUUU